Molecule: messenger RNA, 1779 nt
Organism: Zygosaccharomyces rouxii
Lineage: Eukaryota; Fungi; Ascomycota; Saccharomycetes; Saccharomycetales; Saccharomycetaceae
Gene: SRP68
Product: signal recognition particle subunit SRP68
Exons: 1
Coding region: 1-1779 (592 amino acids)
Biological process (GO): SRP-dependent cotranslational protein targeting to membrane
Cellular component (GO): signal recognition particle, endoplasmic reticulum targeting
Molecular function (GO): 7S RNA binding; endoplasmic reticulum signal sequence receptor activity; signal recognition particle binding
Source: RefSeq, a predicted model, not a curated record
AUGGGUGUAUAUUCGCCAUUAUUAGCCACCUACGGUGUGCGUGUUGAUCAAUUGCUCGAAACUGUGCAAGAUUUCGUCAGGUACCAUGAUAAAUUGAACAAGAAAUUGCAAAAAUUAAGACACAGAUGUCAGUUGACAACCAGGGAUACGAAAAAGUAUCGUACCAAGGAAAAAUAUAGCAAGCUCAGCUCUGAUGAUUAUGAUGAGAAUUCAAAGCUUUACGGUGUCGUUGUAUUGUUGCAUGCGGAGAGAGAUUUAGCAUUAGCAGAGGUCCUAAAAUUGAGAGCUCGUCAAAGAGGUAAAAUGAAGAAGAGUGAACGUAAGGUGGUCUCUACCAGACUUAAGAGGGCAAUGCAAACAUCUGAGAAGUUGGUAGCGUUGACUACAAAUGAAUCCCAGUGGAUUACCCGUGUGCAGUACUUGGUAUACGAGAAAUUGGCUCGUGCUGAGUACUUAACCCACGGUAAACAACAAAGGCAUAAGGAUAGUAAGAAAAUCUCUAAAGAGUUGGCAUUAUCCUUCGCUGCACUAAAGUAUCUGGAACAGGCCUCCGUUAUAACUGAUAGUGUGGUAGAAUUCUUACAUGCCAAAUACGAAUACACUUUGAAACAGCAUGCAGAUGGAGCCUUCUCUUCAACUGAAUUGCACAAUUUCGUUGUGGAAAAGGUAGAGGAAGCAAGUCAAAAUGGUGAUGAAAUGGUUAAACUUUUAGUGGAAAAUGGUUACAAACCCCAAAAGCAAGCUAGUGAAGCUGGUACGUCUUUCAAAGAGAUCCAAUGGAGAGCGUUUACUGCUAAAGUAUACGACCCGCAGGUGGAAGAACUGAUUGCGGAAUCAAAGUCUGUAACAGUCAAAAGUGCGCCUGAUUACGAUACGAAGCUCCUCAAAUGGCAACAAGCUCUUGAAAUACAAGAAUCACGUAUUGCCUCGCAGGAUGAAGACGAAGAAGAUGAAGCCGACAACCAGGAGAACGAUCAAAUUCUUUUGGCAUACAUCAAGUAUAACGCUCUUUUCACAUCUGUUCUGCGUGAUAACUAUUUGUUUGGUCAACUGUGGCAACAAUGGACCAAAUUGGGUACCGCGAUGGCAUCUCGUUUGACAAAAAGUAAGGAAAUUGAACGUAUUGUAAAGAAUUUACAAAAGUAUCUGCAGGAUAUCAUGGAGUUGCCAGGUGUUUAUCGAGAUGACGAAUUGACAGAACAAUUAGAAUUGAGUAAAUUAUACUUCCAGUUAACCUAUACUUCAGGUUGUCUUGGUGGACUCUAUCAGCUUAAAGGAAGAUAUUUGGAAUCAUUAGCUCUACAUGUGGAUGCUCAUCAAAAAUUAGAGGAAAGACUUACGGAAAUGGGUAAUUUCCAGGAUAUCUUGAUACCUCUCGAAGUCCUGUCUCAUAAGAAGAUCGAGUCUCUGCAGCAGUUAAUCAAGGCAGGCUGGAAAAGUGUGGUCUCGUUGGCUGAAUACGAAAAGCACUUGAAAGUGCAAGGCCAAGCCGCUCACCAACCUACUCUAAUUGAAAAAUUGGAUACCGGCAGAAUCAUACCAUCAGACGUUAAAUUGUCUAACAUUUUCCCACUAAGACCGAAAUUAAGACCUGUGCCAAGCAAACCAACUUUAUUCGAUCUAGCCUUCAACUACAUGGAUUAUGCCGGUGAAGGUUCGGAAUCUGCUUCAAGCUGGACGACUCAGAGAUCAGAACCCGCUCCUGCUUCAAAUAAUGGAGACGAUAAUAACAGUAAUACGAAUAAAAAACGUGGAUUUUUGGGACUAUUUGGUCGUUAG